Messenger RNA from Seminavis robusta, 1194 nucleotides. The record is from the annotation of a GenBank genome assembly. Lineage: Eukaryota; Bacillariophyta; Bacillariophyceae; Naviculales; Naviculaceae.
AUGAAUACUAGUUCUGUUCCAACCCAACCUCCCCUCAAGAAGAGAAAAAACAUGAACGGCGCUGCCACUAUUACGCCUCCCUCCCCUACGCAUAGCGCUGAGAGCAGAGAUCAGGACGAGCAGCCGCGUGAGGCAGAAGCUGCCCCAGUGAAACGCGGGCCAACCACUGGUGUAAUCCUCAGGAGCGGAAGGAUUCGACUUCCCGACAAGUUGAUGCAGUAUCUCAACAAUGGCGUGGCUCCGGCCUCCUUGUUCUGGCAGCCUGAUGGACAAGGCUUCUCCAUUGACUGCGAAAAAGUUCAGAAGGAUCUCUUGGACAAGUACUUUCAUGGCACCAAGUUGUCCUCCUUUCUACGCAGCAUGAAUCGCUGGGGGUUCAAGAGAUUGUUCUAUCAUUCCAUGCCCAAGAGUACCCUGUCCUUUCAUCACCCCUUAUUUCGAAAAGACGAUCCUGAUCUCUCCAAGGAAAUGAACAUGGCUCCCUGCUCGUCAGGAACCAGCAGCGGAGCUGCUGCCAAAGAGUCCAAGAAAAGGGCUAGGGAAUCCGCUCCAGCUCCAGCCGCGGCUCCCCAGGAACCUCCCGUCGCUGCCCAUGUUGCCUCGGCUCCUGUAGCUCCAGCUCCAGCUCCAGCCCCUGUUGCAGCUGUUGCUUCGACGGUUCAGGCCGCUCCUGCGAUGCCUGCUGCAGUUGCCGUGACCACGACGAAUGCGAACCCAGGAACAGACUUGGCUUUGGCCAUUUUGCAGCAGAAGCAGCAGCAAAGCGCUUCUACCAAUGGAUUAUUCGCUACUGCGGGUACGCAGGCUAUCCCCAGCAAUGUGGAUCUUUCCGCGAUACUACAGAUCGCCCAGGCGCAAGGUAUGGCCUUGCAGCAGCCACAGCAACCGGUACAAUUGCACUUGCAGCUCCCUUCGACUCCCCAACAGCAAGCAUCGCAGGCGCAACUCCAACUUCAGCAACUCCCAGCUACACUUUUGGAGCUAUCGCGGUCCAACCCGGACGUUCAGGCGGCAUCUUCCCCGCAAUUGGCUACGUUGGCCUCGGCCAUUGCAGCUGGCAACCGAUUGAAUACUGCUGCUGCUGCUCCACCAGCAAGCACGCAACAGCAGUUGCAGAAUUUGACACCGCAGCAGCUAGCACUACUUGCCCAGCUUUCGAACAAUGCCACUGCUACCUCUGGAAACCGGGUGUAA